AUGAAGAUACAAUACACAGGUCAAACUCUUGCUCAAACAGUCAAGCAUUUCAUUAAAACCAAUAACUUAGACUCAAAACUAUCUGUGGGCAUUGGUACUGAUACGUGUAACCUAAUGUUAGGUGAACAAAAGGGCACUGUAAUGGAAUUGCAAAAAUGUUUUCCAAAUGCUCUAAAAAGCCCAUGCGCAAAUCAUGCCUUGAAUCUUUCGAUUUCAAAAAUCAGCAGUGACCAAGCUGUUAGAAAUACUGUAGGUAUAAUGAAGAAAGUAAUUGCGUUCUUGAAAGCAUCCGCUAAAAGAAAUACAGUAUUGAAAAUAAAACUAGACGGAUAUCAAAUUCAUAAUAUCUUGCAACAGGAGCGUCCUUUAGACACUUGGCAUUUUCCUUUCGAAUGGGCAGGAGUACUGUUGCGAGCAUUAUAA
This is a messenger RNA of Acanthoscelides obtectus, 423 nucleotides long. NCBI's taxonomy places the organism in Eukaryota, Metazoa, Arthropoda, Insecta, Coleoptera, Chrysomelidae. The record is from the annotation of a GenBank genome assembly.